CCCAUAUUUCAGCACGCAAGUUUCUCGCUACCGGUGGCUGUGCGCGGGACUUCUCCGGGUGCCCCGCAGGAUUCGUUGCGGACGCCGGUAGCUGUGCCCCGGGUAUGUACGACGGACCGUGUGGCGCUUUUAGCGCAUCUAUGGAUGCCGCGGCAAAGGGGGAAUGGAGCUGGAAGUGUGGCGCCAGCUGGCCUUGUGCCUAAUUUGUCUGGUGGCCAGACAAUUGCGAUGUUUAAACUAGUAUAUUGAAGUCCUCACUCACAAAUGCUCCGCCUGAUUUAAGUAAUUUCUAACGCCUCUCGGACUUAGCUGUUCUCCCACGAUUGACUGCAUGAUCGAUUCGUCGUUUCGCUCAUGGUAGUCUCAUAAUUUUCGAUCCAUAAAAGUGCAUCAUCAUCAAAUCACAUACGUAUGUCUAUCAAAAGAUUAGGUUUUUUUCGAAACUCAGUAACAAGAAUGGGUGUCCGAGCUUUCUCUGCGUUCGUUGCUCUGGCGCUAGGCGCGCGCCACGCCGCUGCGUACACAGCGAGUAACUCUCCCUACAUGCCUGGUAACUGGAAUCUUCCGGCCGCAGGCACUGAGGUAUUCGGCGCUGAUGUUGCGAAAUCGCUUCCGGAAAUCUAUGUUCGUUUUCAGCUUCCAGAAGUGUCGGCGCAAGCGCUUGCCGCCGAUGUCGAAAGCACUAGUGAGAUUGACUCGCGGAUCCAUGCGAUCGCCCAGGAGCUCGCAGCAGACAAGAAUUUGAUUGGUAUGAUGGCACCGUCUUCAUUUUUGCGUAAGGGUGACGCCGAUAUUUUUGCAGCUUUGAACUCCGUUAAAGGAGGAUCCGGCUCGGCCGGCUUUCCUGGCAUGGAAGCUUGGAGCGAGUUCAUGGAAGGUGUAGCGCAUUCCCCCCGGCCGCAUGUAUCUCAAGCGGCUACCGCCUCCGGCUGCUGUUAA
This is a messenger RNA of Amoebophrya sp. A25, 939 nucleotides long. The record is from the annotation of a GenBank genome assembly. NCBI's taxonomy places the organism in Eukaryota, Dinophyceae, Syndiniales, Amoebophryaceae.